This is a messenger RNA of Cynoglossus semilaevis (tongue sole), 2509 nucleotides long. RefSeq names its product exostosin glycosyltransferase 2 (gene ext2). The transcript is spliced from 15 exons. The record is from RefSeq and is a predicted model, not a curated record. NCBI's taxonomy places the organism in Eukaryota, Metazoa, Chordata, Actinopteri, Pleuronectiformes, Cynoglossidae. Gene Ontology annotation, molecular function: glycosyltransferase activity. Gene Ontology annotation, cellular component: membrane. The coding region runs from base 163 to 2322 and encodes 719 amino acids.
UUGUUGAGGUCAUAUCACCUUUAAUUCCACUAGAGGGAAGCAAAGGAUCCACCUCCUGCGGUACAACCGAAGAAAAACGACUUCCGUUGUCUAUUGGCCGAGUUCCUUGAGUGCUAAUGUUAGCUUAAGGGUGGUAGCUGGUUAGACAGAGAGGUGUCAGGCAUGUAUGCCUCUGGGAAGUACAGCUCUCGGGGCCCUGCUCUUAUCCCUCGGAUGAAAACCAAACACCGCAUUUACUACAUCACUCUCUUCUCUGUGGUGCUGCUUGGAUUGAUUGCCACUGGAAUGUUUCAGUUCUGGCCACACUCCAUUGAAUCCACAGCUGAUUGGACUCUGGAUAAACGCAGUGUCCACGAUGCACCACUGGUUCGCCUUACUCUUUCCAGCCCAAUUCCUGAAAGAGGCGACCUGAGCUGUCGCAUGCACACAUGCUUUGAUGUGUACAGAUGUGGCUAUAAUCCCAAGAAUAAAAUCAAGGUUUACAUCUACCCUCUACAACGGUUUGUGGAUGAAAUGGGCGUUCCUAUCAGCAGCACUGGGCUAUCACGAGAAUACAAUGACCUGCUCAGUGCCAUCUCAGACAGCGAUUUCUACACUGAUGAUGUCACAAGAGCGUGUCUUUUUAUCCCAUCAAUCGAUGUGCUGAAUCAGAACUCCUUGCGCGUCAGAGAAACAGCCCAGGCUCUGGCCAUUCUUUCCAGGUGGGACAAAGGAAUGAAUCAUCUGCUCUUCAACAUGUUACCUGGAGGACCCCCAGACUAUAAUACUGCCUUGGAUGUCCCCAGAGACAGAGUUCUCCUGGCUGGAGGUGGGUUUUCUACAUGGACUUACAGGCAGGGUUAUGAUGUCAGCAUCCCAGUGUACAGUCCUCUUUCUGCAGACAUUGAUCUUCCUGAGAGACAGCCCGGGCCACGUCACUACUUUAUUCUGUCUUCUCAAACGGCCAUCCACCGAGAGUACCGCGCUGAGCUGGAGCGCUUAAAAGAAGAAAAUGGUGAAGCGUUGCUCCUGCUGGACAAAUGCAGCAACCUGUCUCAGGGAGCUGCAUCGGCAAGAAAACGCUGCUACAAAGGGCAGGUGUACGACUAUCCACAGAUCCUGCAGGAGUCUUCAUUUUGUGUGGUUUUGCGUGGAGCACGUUUGGGCCAGGCUGCCCUCAGUGAUGUGCUGCAGGCUGGUUGCGUCCCUGUCAUUCUGGCCGACUCCUACAUUCUGCCAUUCUCUGAAGUGCUGGACUGGAAAAGGGCGUCUGUGGUGAUCCCGGAGGAAAAACUGUCAGAGAUGUACACCAUUUUAAAAAGUAUCCCACACAGACAAGUGGAAGAAAUGCAGAGACAGGCUCGCUGGUUCUGGGAGGCCUAUUUCAGUUCCAUGAAGGCUAUUGGUUUGACGACGCUUCAGAUCAUCAACGACCGCAUCUAUCCAUACGCUGCACGCACCUAUGAGCAGUGGAACAAUCCACCUGUGGUGAAAUGGACCAGCGUGAACAGCCCUUUGUUUUUGCCACUAAUUCCACCAAGGGCGCCAGGAUUCACAGCUGUGGUGUUGACCUACGAUCGUGUUGAAAGCCUUUUCAGGGUCAUUACUGAAAUCUCCAAGGUACCCAGCUUGGCUAAACUUCUGGUGGUUUGGAAUAACCAGAACAAGAGUCCUCCUGAGGAAUCGCUUUGGCCGAAAAUCGGCGUUCCUCUCAAAGUGGUGCGUACCAAGGAGAACAAGUUGAGCAACCGCUUUUUUCCCUAUGACGAAAUCGAGACAGAAGCUGUGCUCGCCAUCGAUGAUGACAUCAUCAUGCUGACUUCGGAUGAGCUGCAGUUUGGCUAUGAGGUUUGGCGGGAGUUCCCAGACAGGUUGGUCGGUUACCCAGGCAGACUGCACCUCUGGGAUCAUGAGAUGGGGAAGUGGAAGUACGAGUCAGAGUGGACCAAUGAGGUCUCCAUGGUCCUAACUGGAGCUGCCUUCUAUCACAAGUACUUCAACUACUUGUACACCUACAAAAUGCCAGGAGACAUUAAGAACUGGGUGGACGCUCACAUGAACUGUGAAGAUAUUGCCAUGAAUUUCCUGGUGGCCAACAUCACAGGCAAAGCUCCAAUAAAGGUAACACCGAGGAAAAAGUUCAAGUGCCCGGAGUGUACGGCCAUUGAUGGACUGUCCCUGGACCAGACACACAUGGUGGAGAGAUCGGAGUGCAUCAACAAGUUUGCUUCAGUGUUUGGUACGAUGCCCCUGAAGGUGGUAGAACAUCGCGCCGACCCGGUUCUCUACAAAGACGACUUUCCUGAGAAGCUCAAGAGCUUUCCUAACAUCGGCAGCCUCUGACUAAACAAUGACCAAGGUUUGGACCUGGUCACAACCUCAACACUUUAGGAUUCCUCAUCUUUUAUAUGGAGACAUUCAGACAUGUAUGGUUGGUACGACUUUGUCAGUUCUUUACUUUGUUGAAAGUCAGGAGGUGAGUUGGACCGUCCAGCACUGACCGUGGAAACUUAAAAAAAAAAAGGUUUGA